UGUUAUUGACACAUGGUUUAUUUGAUGUGUGAGUAAUUUCUCCUAUUUUAGUAUUGUUGACGUGAAUACGUCGCAUAAAAGUGUAAACUGAUAUUUUACAUAGAGCACAAUGACUAACGUUUUAAAGGAAACUAAUCAAGAAGCUCUUGUCAGCAAAUGUUUGAAUGCAAUAGAACAAGCGGAGUCUGAUAACGACCUGUUCGCUGCGUUGUUUUUGGUUACAAAGGUACUUCGUGCAGAGAAAUUGGAAGCAGACAUUAGGAAAAGAUUGUAUGAUGCCAUUGGAUUUGACUUCAUCAACAGGCUACUGAUCACUGAUGAUGUUCCAGAAGAAUGUGAUGAGUACACGUAUAAAGCGCUAGCCUUGACAUUGUUGGCAUGCUAUGCCACAGAGCAAGACUUACUGUCAAAUGUCUCAAUGUUGGGAAAUGUGCCAUUCUUCAACAAAGUUAUCGGUGGUGCUUUCAGUACUGCAGGCAAAGAUGAAUCUGAGAUUAUGAUCCAUGAAGCUUACCAGUGCCUAAUGGGUUUGGCAUCAAUAAGGGAAGGACGAGAUCAAUUGAUAGAAAAAGGAACUGUUGGCACCAUUUGCCGGGCAUUUUCAGAAAACUUAUAUGGAGAGGAAAUGGCUUUACAGCUAGUUCUGUCACUAGUCUGUGUGUGUGGUCCAGCUACAUGGCAAAAUGAUUCGAAAUCCCAAGAUAUUUUACUUAACAAACUUUCAGGUGACCUUCUCUCAGAUAAGACACACAAGAAGUUUGAGCUUUUGGAAGUGACAGUAGUCUUGCUGCUAGGAACGUUUGAUAGAAGCCAUGCUGAACCAGACUUCAGCAAGCCAUGGAUGAAGAACUUACACAGCACUGUGUCAGAGCUGUUGCAGAGUAAACUAGGGCAGGAGCAGAGAGAGAGUGUUCUGAAGUUAGCCUCAUUACUCACCGAACAUACUGGACUUGCUUGGAUUCUGGGACCGGCAGGGAAUGCUAUCAGGCACCUACUCCUGCUCGUGAAUCUUGCCGGGAUUGAAGUCCGAAUGAAUUUGGAGGAUAGAAGCUUGUCGCAGGUCGAAAGCAGUGCGAGUCUGCUGUGCAGCUGUUACUCGAUACUAGAGAGCGCCAUACAGUACAUGGUCGAGGGCGUGUCCCUCCCGCUCUCCAUGCAGCAGAUCGGACAACUGCACUCCACGAUGCACUCGGCGCUGGCCGCCGUGAUUGGCUACCUGGAGCUGGUUGCCCGGGAGACGGGCAUGGGCAGCUGCCUCGGCGGCGCGAGGAUGGAGCUAGAGAUAACGGAGCUCCGGGAGGAGGCGGAAAUCGAGCGGUGCAAGAACGCGUUAGUGGUGCAGGCGUCCGUUCGUCUGCUGGGGGCGUGGAUGGCAGAGGAGACCGUAGCGCUGAGAGCAGACGUCGUUAACCUGCUGCCAUUCCUCCUGCACCUGGGUGCAGGGAAUAUCAGUAAGAUAGUAGCCAAGGAAACUGAGAGUGAGAGAAAUACAAGCCAGGAUGAAAAUAUCCAACUAACUCAGCAAGACAUGCAAGUGGAAUCGGGUAUGCAGGCUUGCGCAGAUAGCGAGACCAUAGACCUGCUGCGGUUCCUCGUGCCUGGACUCUGCCACCUGGUCGCCGAAGAAGGACCGAGAAAGCUGUUACUGGAGCAGGGGGCGCCACUGCUACUCAUGCGCUUCAUGCGUCAUCACUGGAAGAGGUGGAUCGCAGAUCCUGCUGACACAAACUCACAGACAACCUUAAUAAGCAUCUGUGGAUUCUUUCAAAACAUUGUUGUAACAGAGCCAGAGUUGGUAGCCGGUGAUGAACUGUUCACAGAACUUCUGCAGUUUGCACUUAGCACGUUCCACACAGUGGAUGUCAAGGAUGUAGUUUUGGUUGGAAAUAUCUUGGUCCUCGGUUUGUUACUGGUGAAAAACAAAAGUAUUGACAGCUCCCCAAAUCAAGUGACAGCGGAGGCCAGCAGUAAAUUUUUCCUAGCAGCGGUGAGCUUUCUCCGGUCAGUGCACACAUUUAAGAAUGGACGCCUUGCAGUUAAACCAGCUUUCCAAAAACAUUGGGAGGAUUGUGAAGAGCUUUGGUUUCUUGCAAUGCAAGUGCUUGGAGCCUGCAUAUCUCAGCUUCCCUGGUUGCCACAGCGACUAAGAUUGACAGGCUGGCCAGCAUGGAUACAGACGAUGGUAAAGAAUGUUAAAGGUACUGGAAUCACUGAUGAAGAAAUGGCAGCAUUUGCUAGCAUACUUGAAACACUAGAAGAACCAAAGAGACAAGUUCUAUAGCAUGACCAAUCAAAUUGAUCAAGGAAACGAAGCUGAACAAUGUUCUAAUCAAUCUGGUAUCAUGCUCUUUGUCCAAAGCUGAUGAUGAUUUCAAGUACUAUUUGUAGUUUCUGUUUAAAGCUUUUCUAAUCUGUGCAAGGAAUCACGUGAUUUUCAUGUAUUUGUACAUUUUAACAUUAUAACAAACAGUUGCACAAAUAUAUUUUAUUAUUUAUUAUUAAA
This is a messenger RNA of Priapulus caudatus, 2503 nucleotides long. RefSeq names its product neurochondrin-like. Gene Ontology annotation, biological process: neuron projection development; regulation of neuronal synaptic plasticity. The transcript is spliced from 15 exons. Bases 110 to 2281 code for a protein of 723 amino acids. The record is from RefSeq and is a predicted model, not a curated record. Lineage: Eukaryota; Metazoa; Priapulida; Priapulimorpha; Priapulimorphida; Priapulidae. Gene Ontology annotation, cellular component: dendrite.